Molecule: messenger RNA, 715 nt
Organism: Cotesia glomerata
Lineage: Eukaryota; Metazoa; Arthropoda; Insecta; Hymenoptera; Braconidae
Exons: 5
Coding region: 112-693 (193 amino acids)
Source: RefSeq, a predicted model, not a curated record
AUUCCAUGUUUGUAAACACCAACUACAGAUUCAAAAAUAUAUCCUAACCUCUCAAAACCGUUUGACACAUUUAUAAACAAUAUAUUUGUUAAUAAAUAUAACUAUUCAACAAUGGAGAAAAUAUUAGCACAUCGAGCUAAAUUUUCCGCUGCAUUUUCUGGAAAACAGGAUACAAUAAAAAAAUUUCAUACCUUAACUAGAGAAUCAAAUGAAGUUAAUCUGAAAAACAGUGAAAUAAUUGCGAAUCAAAAUAAAAUUAUACAAGAUUUAAAAAAGACAGUUUCGUAUGAAAAAGAUAAAUCAGCUGUUGAGCAGCAAAAAGUAGUAUGUUUUGCGAAUGAGCUUGAAAAUCAACUUGAUGUCAUGGAAGAGCUAAUUGACGAACUGGAGACUUUAAGAUUAGAAAAUAACAAGUAUGAAGUAAAAAUAAAAACACUAAAACGUAUAAAACCUAAUCCUAAAGAUGAACAACUUUUAAAACUCGAAAGGAUCAGGUUGAAGUAUUAUAAAAAUUUAACGGGCGUUGUAUGGAAUGAACAAGUUAUUGACGAUAGAACUAGUGGAUUUAUCACGGAUUGGCAAGAGUAUAUUCAGUCGUUUUCUCUGGGCAAAAACGAAAAAAAAAUUGAAGCUAAACUUUGGACUGAAAUUUUGAAGUGUUCUAAAAAUUCCAAAUCUCCAAACCAUAAUUAAUAACAUUAGAUAAUAAAAUAUU